Molecule: messenger RNA, 915 nt
Organism: Talaromyces atroroseus
Lineage: Eukaryota; Fungi; Ascomycota; Eurotiomycetes; Eurotiales; Trichocomaceae
Exons: 2
Coding region: 1-915 (304 amino acids)
Source: RefSeq, a predicted model, not a curated record
AUGAAGACAUCAUCUAUAACGAGCAUUCUCUUGCUCUUUUCCCCUCUUGUGUCUUCUCUUGCAGUUCCGCAGGGAGAUCUGGUCGUUCUUAACGAUCCGCCACCGGAGGCGAUUCCAGAUGUUUCUGAGUUGGAGAAGCGACGAGGCGGCGGCGGCGGUGGUGGGCGCGGCGGUUCAAGCUCUGGGGGCUCAAAAGGUAGCGGUUCCAGUUCCAGUUCUGGCAGCUCCAAAGGGAGCGGACGCAGUAGCAGUUCCAGCUCUGGCAGUUCAAAAAGUAACAGUGGAAGUUCAGGUUCAGGCUCGAGUUCAGGCUCCAGCGGGUCGAAAGGUAGCAGCGGAAGCUCCAGCUCCGGGAGCAAAUCUUCUUCAAGCAACGUCGGGGGCACAACGAGGUCGGGCUCCGGAACGCCCAGAACAUAUGGAGGCGGUGGUUACUACGCGGGCGGCGCAACAACGCCCUUUGCAGCCGGUAGUCGAACAUUAUCCGGCAUCCUUCCCUUUGCAUUAUUAGGAGGAGCGCUCGGGAUCGCGGCCGGGUCUGCCUGGCACGGCUAUGGCUAUCCCUUCUACACGCCGUACUACUACCACGACCCCAUGGCAGCGAGUCACAACAACGGUCAGGCUGGCAACUAUACGAUGAACGUAGUCUGCUACUGCGAGCAGUACAGCGAAUGCGGCUGCGACGACAACAAGAACAGCACGUACCUGGCGGAGGUGAUUGGCGAUCCUCCGCACAAUUCGAGCAUUGUCACAAUCGUGCAGAAUGGCACCAACGAGACGGCCUAUAUCAACGGCACGCUGGCGAAUGGCACCACUGCUGCUGAUCCGAAUGCCUCUGGCGCAUCGGCCAUGUUGGCGGUGGGCUCUGCAUGGCCUGUUGUGGCGCUUGUGUCUGCGAUGAUAUAUUAUCUGUAG